UGUCAUGGUGGAAAGUGUGGGCAUUUGAAAAAUCGUUUUUAAGUGCCUGAUUUCGGCAUUUCAGUUCAUUGAGUUUCUCUUGAUUUAACCCGAACAACCUGUAAAUAUGGCGUCGACAGCUGCAGGAAAGCAAAGAAUACCGAAAGUGGCAAAGGUAAAAAACAAAGCCCCGGCAGAAGUACAAAUUACUGCCGAGCAGUUGCUCAGAGAGGCAAAGGAGAGAGAGCUCGAACUUCUGCCACCGCCGCCGAAGCAGAAGAUCACCGAUGAGGAAGAGUUGAACGAUUACAAAUUGAGGAAACGUAAGGGAUUCGAAGACAAUAUUAGAAAGAACAGAACUGUCAUAAGCAAUUGGAUAAAGUACGCACAAUGGGAAGAAAGUCUAAAGGAAGUCCAGAGAGCGCGUUCCAUUUACGAGCGUGCCCUCGACGUAGAUCACCGGAAUAUUACGCUCUGGCUGAAAUAUGCAGAGAUGGAAAUGAAAAACCGGCAGGUGAACCAUGCUCGCAAUAUCUGGGACAGAGCCAUCACCAUACUGCCCCGAGUCAACCAGUUCUGGUACAAGUACACCUACAUGGAGGAGAUGCUGGGGAAUGUAGCAGGCUGCAGGCAAGUGUUUGAACGCUGGAUGGAAUGGGAACCUGAGGAACAAGCUUGGCACUCUUACAUCAACUUUGAGCUGCGUUACAAGGAGGUGGACAAGGCUCGUACCAUCUACGAGAGAUUUGUGAUCGUUCAUCCUGAAGUGAAGAACUGGAUCAAAUAUGCGCGCUUUGAAGAGAAGUUUGGUUACAUCACUCAUGCCAGGAAGGUGUUUGAGAGAGGUGUGGAGUUUUUCGGCGAGGAGCAGAUAAGCGAAGACCUCUACGUGGCCUUUGCUAAAUUUGAGGAAAAGCAGAAAGAGUUUGAACGGGUCAGAGUCAUCUACAAGUACGCCCUGGACAGAAUCCCCAAACAGCAGGCCCAAGAGUUGUUCAAGAACUACACGAUGUUUGAGAAGAAGUUUGGGGACCGAAGGGGGAUCGAGGAUGUAAUUGUGAGCAAAAGGAGGUUUCAGUACGAGGAGGAAGUCAAGGCAAACCCACACAACUACGACGCGUGGUUUGACUAUCUGCGGUUGUUGGAAAGUGAUGCGGAUCCUGAUUCAGUCAGGGAGGUGUAUGAGAGAGCCAUUGCUAACGUUCCCCCCAUCCAAGAGAAGAGACACUGGAGACGUUACAUUUACCUCUGGAUCAACUAUGCUUUGUACGAGGAACUGGAAGUCAAGGACCCAGAGAGAACAAGACAAGUGUACCAGACCAGUUUGGAUUUCAUCCCUCAUAAAAAGUUCACAUUUGCCAAAAUCUGGCUGCUGUAUGCCCAGUUUGAAAUCCGUCAGAAGAACCUCAAAAAUGCCAGGCAAGCUCUGGGAACAGCAAUAGGUAAAUCCCCAAAGAACAAGCUGUUCAAAGGCUACAUUGAGCUGGAGCUUCAGCUGCGAGAGUUUGACCGAUGCAGGAAGCUCUAUGAGAAAUACCUGGAGUUCGGACCAGAGAACUGCACAACUUGGAUCAAGUUUGCAGAGUUGGAGACCAUCCUGGGAGACGUGGAACGAGCACGGGCGAUUUUCGAGCUAGCCAUUGGACAACCCCGAUUGGACAUGCCGGAGGUGCUGUGGAAAUCAUACAUUGAUUUUGAAAUCGAACAAGAAGAGUAUGACAACACCCGUGGGCUCUACAAGAGACUGUUGCAACGCACUCAGCACGUCAAGGUCUGGAUCAGCUACGCCCAGUUUGAGCUGUCCAUCGACAGCAGCGACCGCUUACAGAGGUGUAGGCAGAUCUAUGAGGAAGCUAAUAAGGUUCUGCGCAGCUGUGAGGAGAAGGAGGAGAGGUUGAUGCUCUUGGAGUCUUGGAGAGACUUUGAGCAGGAGUUUGGCACAGACAACACCAGGGACAGAAUCAGGAAACUGCUGCCCGAGAAGGUGAAGAAGAGGAGGAAGCUGACUGCCGAGGAUGGGUCGGACGCAGGCUGGGAAGAGUAUUAUGACUACAUCUUCCCCGAAGACGCUGCCAAUCAACCCAAUCUCAAACUGCUGGCUAUGGCCAAGAUGUGGAAAAAACAGCAGCAGCAAGAUGAGGUGGAGGACGAGGAAGGAGAAGAAAAAGAAGAAGAAGAAGAAGAAGAAGAAGAAGAAGAAGAAGAAGAAGAAGAACACCACCACAACAAAGAAACAGAGGAGCAUGCUAGUCCAGCGCCAGCAGAGCAAAGAGAGGACCAGGAAGCGACCUCUGAGAAGGCCCCAGCUGAAAACCCGUACGACGACAGAGAUGAUGAUGAUGAUGAUGAAAGCAGCAGUAGCAGCUCUAGUAGCAGCAGUGAAAGCGAGGAUGAUGACAACGACAGUGACGCCAGUGAAAAAACAAAGAAAGAGAAACCAGAUGAUGCAGAAAAAGACUAAACGUGUUGAGUUACACUUAGUUACUGGACUGCUUUGAGACGUCGUUG
This is a messenger RNA of Chanos chanos (milkfish), 2487 nucleotides long. RefSeq names its product crooked neck pre-mRNA splicing factor 1 (gene crnkl1). Gene Ontology annotation, biological process: spliceosomal complex assembly; mRNA splicing, via spliceosome. Lineage: Eukaryota; Metazoa; Chordata; Actinopteri; Gonorynchiformes; Chanidae. Gene Ontology annotation, molecular function: protein binding. Gene Ontology annotation, cellular component: Prp19 complex; precatalytic spliceosome; U2-type catalytic step 2 spliceosome. The record is from RefSeq and is a predicted model, not a curated record. The transcript has 14 exons. Bases 107 to 2440 code for a protein of 777 amino acids.